AUAAGCAAAAAUCUCAUGGGAGAAUCAUCAGUCGAACGUGAUACUUCUGCGCUGUCUCUAAGGAAAAGCUCACCUGCAUCCUUCUCCAGUAUGAGUUCCCUCCUGAACAACCUCAUCGUGACUGGGCCUUCCACCUCGGCCAUUGCCAGCAACGGAAGCAGCCUCAUCCAGGUGCCCGCCAGCGCAGCGGAGGCCGCGGCAGCCACCGGCGAAGGAGAGCCGCGCACCCUGCGGGCUUAUGCGUCAGGAGGCGGGUCUAUGUGCCUGGAGCUCACAGUGUCCGGAGAUGAAACUGCAUAUCCGUUCGAACUGAUCGAGGAAAGUGCGAAUUACCUGCUGGCGGGGACCAAACACAGACCCAAGAUUGGCGUCAUCUGCGGAUCCGGUUUGGGUGGAUUGGCUGACCAGCUGGGCGACCGAGAUGUCUUCCCCUACGAAGACAUCCCUAACUUCCCCGUGUCAACAGUCAAGGGACACGCAGGCAGGAUGGUGAUCGGCCUGCUCUCCAGCGUGCCCGUCAUGUGCAUGCAGGGCCGCUUUCACGCCUAUGAGGGCUACCCGCUUUGGAAGUGCGCCAUGCCGGUGCGAGUGAUGAAGCUGAUGGGCGUGGAGCAGGUCAUCAUCACCAACGCCGCCGGCGGACUCAACCCGGAGUUCAAAGUCGGUGACAUCAUGAUCAUCAAAGAUCACAUCAACAUGCAGGGCUUCGCCGGGGACUCGCCUCUGCGAGGGCGCAACGACGAGCGCUUCGGGCCUCGGUUCCCGGCCAUGAACAACGCCUACGACAAGGACCUGCGCUCCAUGGCCAAAAAGAUCGCUCAUGGCAUGAAUCUCUCCGACGUGGUCCGCGAGGGCGUCUACGUGAUGCUCGGGGGGCCCACCUACGAGACGGUGGCGGAGCUGAAGCUGCUCAGAAUUCUUGGAGUCGAUGCCGUGGGCAUGAGCACCGUUCCGGAGGUUGUCGUGGCACGACACUGCGGCAUGAAAGUGUUCGCGUUCUCGCUGAUCACCAACGAAUGCAUCAUAGAGUAUGAGACAGACGCGCAGGCCAACCACGAAGAGGUUAUUGACGUGGCCAAUAAGCGCAAGAGCGACCUGCAAGAGCUAGCACGCAGAAUAAUCGUAUCUAUGAACGAAGAUUGCCAAGAGAAUUAGAAGAGGGAAAGUGUUGAUUCUCCACCUUUCUAUCUGUUUAUUUAGCUAUCUAUCUAUCUAUGUCUAUCCUUUAAACCGUUUGUAUAUCAUUGUUUCCUAUAUCUUUUCUUCGAUCCACGACGCAGACGGUGGUGUCCGAAACGUUCACGCUGCAUCCGUUUCCCUCGAUCGGCUUCGUCUCACACCAUUAUUGUCAUAAUAUUUCGCUUUCCUCAGUCCUAUUUUCUUACCAAAUUUGAAAAAAAAAGAUAUAUAUAUGUAAUCAGAAUCCAUUUUAGUCAGACCAUUGUGUAAUGCUUACAAAUGUAGUUUUUAAGGUCAUUUUUAUAUUUUGUUGAAGCAUGGAGGUUUUCCGUGCAAAUUUUGGUUUAUACUUUAUUAUAUGUGCAAUGUGAUCUUAAGAUUCCAAAUUGUGAAUAAUUUUUAUUACUGAAUAUAUGUUUGAAUCUAAAGAAGUAAACAGUUUUGAUGUUCUAUUAUUGGAAUUAGAUCUGUAAUAAUAUCUGAGCCGGAUUAAUCAGAUGUAUAUUUUUGCAUAUUUUUUCUUCUUUUUUACAUAUAUCAGGUUGCAGGAUAAGCGAAGAUAUUUAUUUUGGAUAUAGUGCGCAUUACUUUAAAUACACUGAAAAUGAAGCAGGAUGAAGCUGUAUUGCAAUUAUUGUGUGUACAUCACCGUGAGGAUACAUCAUGAUUAUAGAUGAUUUCAACUGGUUUUACUGAACUGUGGAACUAGGGAAUCUUGUAAGACUAUAGAUGCAUUACCUAGUGCUUCCAUCUAGAUUUCAGUCUUUUUUUUCAGGAAAUGUCUUUCCGAAGUGCCUGUACUACAGUUAGAUAAUUAUACUGUUACUGAUUUUCAAUUAAUCUUCUGCGGCCGUUUUAAGAUGCAGUUUAGAGAUAUUUAGGUGUAGGUUAUGGAUUUUUCAUGUUUCAUUUGGUCAUAUGUCCUGAUUUCUUUUAUCUAACUACACAAGCAAUUGUGAUAGUGAAGCAUAAAUCUAUAAAUAGCCUGUCCGAAAUCUUGGCAGCCAGCUCACUCAAGAGGUCACUUUAUCAGUCUGAAAGGAACAGAACACGGUAAGAUAAUGACAAAUCUGUUAUUAUCAGGCCAGUGUUUCUAUUUUUUCUAAUGUCAUAAAAAGGUCAGUAUACUUUCACUCGCUCUGUUUUCCGCCGGUGUCCGAAUCAUGUCCCACCGCAGUGCUAGGACCUGGUACUUCCGUUGGUGCUCUUUCACUGCGCGGCGUCUGGCUGCGCGUUCCUCGAGUCUGCGCAGAGAAGGUCAACCGCGCCGAAACGUGUUCACCAGUAGUCUGUCGCUGCCACCGGCUGGGAAUGUUAUAGUUCAGUUUUUUCCUUCUCGCUGAUUUACCAGACGCUUGUAAACUAUUUCCCUUAUGAAAAGUAUCCAGUUUUUUUAACAUUCCAGUGACAAAUUUCAAUAACUAGUUACUAUCUAGUGGAAUUCUGUCCGUCAUUAAUUAUUUGAACAGACAUUGCAUUAUUUUUUAUGUUUAAUGAUAAAAAAGACAAUGCGCAGCAUGAUACUUCUGUAUUGCAAUAAAAUGUAUAUAAGCCAA
Molecule: messenger RNA, 2735 nt
Organism: Penaeus vannamei (Pacific white shrimp)
Lineage: Eukaryota; Metazoa; Arthropoda; Malacostraca; Decapoda; Penaeidae
Product: purine nucleoside phosphorylase
Biological process (GO): nucleoside metabolic process
Cellular component (GO): cytoplasm
Molecular function (GO): purine-nucleoside phosphorylase activity
Source: RefSeq, a predicted model, not a curated record